AUGACUCAACCAAUUCCCACAUCGUACGCACCGGUUGCAGAAGGGAAUCCCAAAGCGCCCGCGAUCCAGCUACCCGAUGGCACCGUCCAGACGUCGGCGCUUCUAGUCCCGAAUAAUCAAUCCGCUCACUAUCGCAGCGGCCAUGUCAACUUGGAUACUUUCUCGCCCGUCAAUGAAAAUGGGAGUUUCGAAUUCGAUCGGGUCCUGAAGACUGGAAAGGUGUUUCGUCGCGUGAAGCACAAACAUGCAUUUAGGGCCUCCUGGAAACCGGCAUAUCUCGUUCUACGUCCCAACCUUCUGUCGGUAUACAAGGAUGAGGAGGCCACGAGGCUCCGAGCCUCUAUCACGUUGUCUGAGGUCACGGCCGUUGCGUCGGUCAGGUCCCCCAGAUCCAACCGACAGUACGUUUUUGGCGUUUUCUCGCCGUCGAAGAAUUAUCGCUUCCAGGCAUCUUCGGAAAAAGAGGCCGAAGCUUGGAUUAGACACAUUCGAUCAGAAACCCGCAUGGACGAAGACGAAGAGGCCUUCCUCGCCUUAUCAAAGAAUAGCGACACCGCCGGAAACACCAAGCGCCGCAUCUAUGAUACCACCGACCACUCUGAUUUUGAUCAGCGCGGACGACCAAGUUCUCCGGAAGUCGGAGAUUCAUUGUCACCCACUUACCAUUCGAGGCGUUUCGCCUCGCCCCAUGAUCACUCGGGAAACGAUAUCACGUCAUAUUCAGAAUGGUCCGACGGCCCUGGGAAUAACAACGGCGUUCGCGUGACAUCGCCUUCCAUUCAAAACCAGCCUGCAUCAGUUCAUAGCGAUGGCCCUUCCUCGAUUCCGCGCAAUGAGUCCGCAGUCCUACGUGACCCGGAGAGAGUUGUAUGCAACGGGUAUCUUCAAUGCCUCAAAAUCAAGGGAUCUAUGCGCCACUGGAAGCGACUAUGGGUUGUGCUGCGCCCGAAAAGCCUUGGUUUUUAUAAAGAUGAACAGGAAUACUCCGCCGUCAAAGUCAUACCCAUGGCACAGGUGAUCGACGCUGCUGAAGUCGACCCUAUGUCACGUUCGAAACACUUCUGUCUUCAAAUCAUCGCGGAAGAAAAGUCGUAUCGACUAUGCGCACCAGAUGAAGAAUCUCUUGCAAAGUGGCUAGGUGCUUUGAAGAGCAUUCUCGUCGCCCGCAAGAAACUGGAGCCUGCGCCCGGAGCAGCAGGCCUCCGUUAA
Messenger RNA from Aspergillus luchuensis, 1209 nucleotides. Its product is annotated as PH domain-containing protein. NCBI's taxonomy places the organism in Eukaryota, Fungi, Ascomycota, Eurotiomycetes, Eurotiales, Aspergillaceae. The transcript is spliced from 3 exons. The record is from RefSeq and is a predicted model, not a curated record. The coding region runs from base 1 to 1209 and encodes 402 amino acids.